Messenger RNA from Aspergillus eucalypticola CBS 122712, 416 nucleotides. RefSeq lists its product as uncharacterized. Gene Ontology annotation, cellular component: nucleotide-activated protein kinase complex; cytoplasm; nucleus. Bases 91 to 312 code for a protein of 73 amino acids. Gene Ontology annotation, molecular function: protein kinase binding. The transcript is spliced from 3 exons. Lineage: Eukaryota; Fungi; Ascomycota; Eurotiomycetes; Eurotiales; Aspergillaceae. Gene Ontology annotation, biological process: signal transduction. The record is from RefSeq and is a predicted model, not a curated record.
CCUACUACAGUCACUGCUGCUGACAAGUUCCUGCUCCCACCACAUCUAUUGUCUUGAGUUUGGGGGAUCCAAAGCCCACCCGCCGUAAAGAUGGGGAGCUACACAUUUACAUGGCCGUACAGUGCGAACGAAGUGUUUGUCACCGGCACGUUUGAUGAUUGGGGCAAGACAGUCAAAUUGGAUCGCGUAGGCGAUGUCUUUGAGAAGGAAGUUCCGUUGCCAGUGACGGAUGAAAAGGUGCACUACAAGUCGCGGACGGGCGUGGUUUCCCCCUCUCAUGUUUCCCUACUCUCUUCCCCCCCAAAACUAUAAGACUCCCUUGUCAGCGUCAUCGUUGCAUUGGUUCCACAAACUAACAAUUGUUUUUUCUAUGGUUCAUAGUUCGUCGUUGACGGCAUCUGGACCACCGAUAACAG